Molecule: messenger RNA, 198 nt
Organism: Onychomys torridus (southern grasshopper mouse)
Lineage: Eukaryota; Metazoa; Chordata; Mammalia; Rodentia; Cricetidae
Product: translation machinery-associated protein 7-like
Exons: 1
Coding region: 1-198 (65 amino acids)
Source: RefSeq, a predicted model, not a curated record
AUGUUGGGUCCUGAAGGUGGUGGCAAAAAGAAGCCCCUGAAACUGCCCAAGAAGCAGGCUAAGGAGAUGGACGAGGAAGAUAAGGCUUUCAAGCAGAAACAAAAAGAGGAGCAGAAGAAACUCAAGAAGCUAAAAGCCAAGGCCGCGGGUAAGGGACCCCUGGCCACAGGUGAAAUUAAGAAAUCCGGCAAAAAGUAA